AUGUCCACCCUGAUAAUACAGAGCACAGAGGUAGAGGGUUCCCCUCUCUCCUCCAGAGCAGUGUGGACAAGCCAGCUGGUGAAGAGGAUGGUGCUCGACUUACUGAAGGAGAUGAACCAGCCAACUCUGGCCAAACUCUCAGGGCUCUCACAGUCCAUGAUCAGCAACAUAGCAAAUGACAAAUACAAGGCAAUAAUCACCUCCGAGACCUGUAAGGAGUUUGGGGAGUGGUAUAUCAAGUACAAGACUGAGGAGAGAGUAAAAUCUUUUGCAAGUCCAGAAAAAGGAGGAAAUGUCACACCAUCAUCACGACUCACCUUUCACCCUAAGUAUGAGCUCCCCCUACUGAGAGGCUGGUUCCAGAAGACAAAGACCCCCAGCGAACCUCUACUCAUACAUUAUGUUAAUGAGCUGAACAGAGGUCAUGUGAGGCAAGAAAGGCCAAAGGUCACACUCGAUAAACUCAAAAUUUGGUGGAAAAAUGAGAGACAGAAGGAGAGGAAGCAGAGAGUGAAAGAAAAGGAGGCGUUGAACCAAAGUAACUCAGGAGAGACUAGGGAGGAAUCAACGGGUGGACCUCAACUGACUCAAUUAGGCCUUGAUGAAGGGCCAUUUGAAAGGGUUUACCAGUAUCCAGAUACAUGA
Lingula anatina is the source of this 645-nucleotide messenger RNA. RefSeq lists its product as uncharacterized. NCBI's taxonomy places the organism in Eukaryota, Metazoa, Brachiopoda, Lingulata, Lingulida, Lingulidae. Gene Ontology annotation, biological process: regulation of transcription by RNA polymerase II; chromatin remodeling. The record is from RefSeq and is a predicted model, not a curated record. Gene Ontology annotation, molecular function: RNA polymerase II cis-regulatory region sequence-specific DNA binding; DNA-binding transcription factor activity, RNA polymerase II-specific.